AUGUCAUGGACUCAUAUGUACCUCUCCUCGCACCGAACGAGAUUCCUUUCUUUUCCUCUCGUCCCUUUCGAUCCUCUCCCUCCCUCCCCAAGGAAGGCCGGCGGCGCCAUGGCCGAGACGGCGUGGGAGCUCGCCGAGCUAUUCGUCCUCCGCCCCGUCCUCGCCAUCUCCUUCGCCCUCUCAUUCAUCCUCCUGAGCUGGUACGUCGCGUGGAGGACGGUGCUGGUGCACGUCCCGCUCGUGCAGGAGGUCGCCGGCCUGCGCCCGAAGAAGAAGCCCGCCAAGCCCAAGCCCCCCAACCGCGGCCGCAUCGGCAGGUUCUACCAGUCGCAGGCAGAAGCGCAGAGGGACACUAAAUUGGAAGGGACCUCUUAA
This is a messenger RNA of Triticum turgidum subsp. durum (durum wheat), 375 nucleotides long. NCBI's taxonomy places the organism in Eukaryota, Viridiplantae, Streptophyta, Magnoliopsida, Poales, Poaceae. The record is from the annotation of a GenBank genome assembly.